CUCUGCUAGAAAGCAGACAAAAAAGCCCUGGGUAGCAAAGUCAGUUGCACCCAGUUUGAGGCGACCAUGGAGCGGCUGGAUCAGAGGAUGCAGGAGAUGCAGGGCCAGGUGUUGGGACAGAAUGAGCACUGGAACGAGGUGGAACAGCAGCUCAGCAAGAUGAUAGAAAACAAGUUGGAUCGCCUGGAGCUGAAGCCUUUCCAUAAGCAGAUGGAGAAGAUCUGGCAGAAGAGCAUCAAGGAGCUAGAGAAGAAGAUGGCAGAGAGUGACAGCGCUGCUGGGCUGAGGAAGUGA
Neopelma chrysocephalum (saffron-crested tyrant-manakin) is the source of this 294-nucleotide messenger RNA. RefSeq names its product glutamine-rich protein 2-like. NCBI's taxonomy places the organism in Eukaryota, Metazoa, Chordata, Aves, Passeriformes, Pipridae. The record is from RefSeq and is a predicted model, not a curated record. Bases 67 to 294 code for a protein of 75 amino acids. The transcript is spliced from 2 exons.